AAAUGAGGUCAAUUUUGGCUUUGAGAACAGUAGUUCUUUUGUCUUUUUUCAGUACGAGUGUAUUAUGCCAUGAUUUGGAUGAAAAUAGUAUUCACUCAAGGGUAAUUGCGCAAGGAAACAAUCAAUUUGCACUGAAGCUUUUGCAGUUUCUUGGGUCGGAGUCACAUCAAAAUGUAAACUUGUUUUUCUCACCAACAAGUCUAUCACUGGCGCUAGGAAUGGUAUUUCUUGGAGCGAGGGGAGAGUCAGCAGCUCAAAUUUCUGAAUCUUUUAACUGGAGUAGCUUAGAAAGAGAGAAAGUAUAUUCUGCGUUGAACGUCUUGCUUCAAACAGUAACGAGCCACGAGCACGAGCAAUUCGAACUUGAACUAGCAAACCGUGUUUGGGGACAUCAAGCUCUUCGUCUGGAAAAAGCGUUUGUAAACGAAAUGAGAGAGUUUUAUGACACCGAGAUAACUUUGAGAGACUUUAAACAGGAUCCUGAGGGAGUAAGGAGCGAAGUAAAUCAAUGGGUCCAUCAACGAACUAAUGGUAAAAUUAAGGACUUUCUUGCACCAGGGGUAUUCAACUCUGAUACUCAGUUAGCUUUAGUGAAUGCUAUAUAUUUCAAAGGGCUGUGGAAAUAUGAAUUCAGCAAUAAAAAUACUUUCCUUGCGCCGUUUUACGCAUUUGGAAGCCAAGACAACGAAGAAGUUGUGGAAAUGAUGAGUCAAACUGCAAAACUGAAUUACUUCUUUGAUGAAACUCAUAGCUGCCGUGUGCUUGAGCUUCCCUACAGUGGUAACGAUGUAUCAAUGUUGCUGUUUCUUCCUGAAGAGCUUGAUGGCUUAGCAAAGCUUGAGAUGUCACUUACAGUUGAAAACCUCAAAAGAUGGACAUCAAUGUUAACAAACACAACUGUUUCUGUGAUGUUACCGAAGUUCAAACUGAACAAAGAGAUUAAUCUUAAAACAGUACUUCCAGAACUUGGUAUACACGAUAUAUUUGAUUCCAGCCAAGCUAAUUUGACUAGUAUAAGCGAGACAGAUGGACUUUUUGUAUCACAUGCCAUUCACAAAGCUCAUGUUGAAGUAAAUGAGAGAGGAACAGAAGCGGCUGCAGCCACAGGUUUUGUCAUGAGAAAGCGUUCUCUAGAUAUGAAUGAAAUGUUUCAUGUUGACCAUCCAUUUAUUUUCUUGAUUCGUCACCAUCCAUCGAAGUCAAUUUUAUUCGUUGGUAAAGUUUUAGAGAGCAGAAGCAUGAAAGAGCAAACCAAUACCCGGGGACAAUCUAGUGAUGAGCUAUAAAUGCAAGGCUCGUGCAAAAUUGUUACUAGAACAAAUGUAGGUAGAAAAACAUAGGUAAGCUGAAAAAUUGAAGACAAGAAGUAUAGAAUAUUAUUUGUUCAGUGGUAUUUAAUGAUCUAUGUCAGUAUUUGUCUGAUUAUUGAGAAAGCUAAACACAUUAUGUGGUAAACUCAUUGAACAGAUUGCUUGCGACAAACAUAACAAACAUACCAACAAAUAAGAUGUCCAUCAAAAUCCUUGUAGAGAUGAUUUUGAAGUGACGUAAAACGAAACCUAUCGCUGCUUCGAUGAUUCAGACGAGAAGCGAAACAACAAAACUGAAUACGGAAAAAAAUCAUUAUGACGUCAUAGCAUCGUCAUAAUCAGGGAACUGGAAAUUCUUCAAACGCGCUCAAUGACGUCACAAUUAAAA
Molecule: messenger RNA, 1698 nt
Organism: Exaiptasia diaphana
Lineage: Eukaryota; Metazoa; Cnidaria; Anthozoa; Actiniaria; Aiptasiidae
Product: leukocyte elastase inhibitor A-like
Exons: 1
Coding region: 3-1286 (427 amino acids)
Molecular function (GO): serine-type endopeptidase inhibitor activity
Source: RefSeq, a predicted model, not a curated record